Messenger RNA from Bipolaris oryzae ATCC 44560, 207 nucleotides. RefSeq lists its product as uncharacterized. The record is from RefSeq and is a predicted model, not a curated record. The annotation marks the transcript as partial. The transcript has a single exon. NCBI's taxonomy places the organism in Eukaryota, Fungi, Ascomycota, Dothideomycetes, Pleosporales, Pleosporaceae.
AUGGCAUGGUAUAUGCGAUCUUCUGAUAUGACACUGCACGCGUUUCGCUUUGGUCUGGCUGGGGCGGAGCUUCUUCCAUUCACGUCUCUGGGAUUUGUCAUUGUUUUCCACUUUUCCUCGUCUUUAGUGCAAGGGUACUUUAUUGGCUGUUGGAUAGAGCGGGUGUUUUGGCGCUGCAACUGUCUCGUCUUUUUUGCAAUUGUGGAU